AUGGGCGAAGAAGAACAAGAAUUUUCUCUUUCCGAAGAGCAAAUAUCUGAAAUUCGUGAUGCAUUUAAUAUGUAUGAUCGUGAGAAAAAAGGAGAAAUAUCAACAUCAAUAUUAGGAACAGUGAUGAAAAAUCUUGGUCAUAAUUUAAAACCCGAUCAAUUAGCUGAAUGUAUUGAAGCUGUCGAUGGAGAUGGAAGUGGAACAGUCGAUUUUGAUGAAUUUUUGGCAUUAAUGGCCAAAAAAACAAAAGAAGCAGAAGAUGAACGAGAAUUACGUGAAGUAUUUCGUGUUUUUGAUAAAAAUAGUCGUGGAGUCAUUGAUGUAGCCGAUCUGAAAUUAAUAUUCAAAGCACUUGAUCCAGAUAUGGCGGAAGAUGAAGUAGAUCAAAUCAUAUCGGAAGUCGAUGAAGAUGGUAGUGGAACAGUUGAUUUUGAAGGAAUUUCUUAUACAGAAAAAAUUGAUUGGUUGUUUAGAUUUGAUAUGUUAAAUAUUCACUGA
Didymodactylos carnosus is the source of this 498-nucleotide messenger RNA. NCBI's taxonomy places the organism in Eukaryota, Metazoa, Rotifera, Eurotatoria, Philodinida, Philodinidae. The record is from the annotation of a GenBank genome assembly.